UUAUAACAAAACUUGUCAACACUUUUGGUUCAAAUACGAGCAGCAAUCGCUACAGUUACUGCUAUAAGUUAACGCAUGCCACCGAAAGUACCUUACACAUGGCGCCAGCCGGACUAUCCCGGCGAUGGCAGCGAGCAUCGCUGGAUUGAGCCGACCAUGAUUAUAUUUUGCCAAGACGCCGACAUCGAGCAGUCGGUGGAGCCGCUGAUGCGGACGCUGCAUGAGCCCAUUGGGAUUGGACCGGUCGCGAGCGUGUUUGUGCACGAAACAAUGCGCGAGCGGCUGAUCGAGAGGGUGCGCAAUGCGAUGAGCGUGGUGCAUCGCAAGGUGAAGACUCAUGCGCAUUAUAAGCAGGCGCUGCGCCGCGUGGAUUGCCUGCAGGCCGAGCUGGUAUCGAUGCAGCAGCCGGACGACAUUGGCUUUCGCUUUAGCAUGGUCGAGGGCUCGCCGCUGGUUGUUUGCGAUUUCCCGCAAAGCUUCUUCAGCAGCCAGCAUCCCAGCACGGUGGUCACGCUGCAUACAUUUCGCAAUCUGCAGGAGCUGAGCGAGCUGACGGCGCUGGAGAAGUUGCCCUUUGUCAGCGCUGCCAUCUGGUCGCCCAAAAUGGCGGCAGCCUAUGAAAUCGCAAUGAAACUGAAGCUGCCAGUGAUUUACAUCAACUGUGCGGCCAUCUCGCUGGCCCCAGUGCUCGCCCAGUAUGAAGCAAAGCAAACAGUGGCGCUGAUUGAAAAUAAUUUUCACUACGAGGUGCUGCUGCUCGACAAUGAGAUACCCAAAAUUAUUGUUUACCCUGCGCUGCUUUUGCUGCCAGCGCCGCCAACGCCGCCCAAAACUUCGACUGUCUCGCUGAAGAAAACUGCAACAGAGCAACAAGAAUGAGUUCAACACACACACACACACACACACACACACACAUAUGAAGUGCCGGCUUGAAAAUUGUUUAUGGCUUGGCUCAAAUUAUAGCUG
Drosophila busckii is the source of this 966-nucleotide messenger RNA. RefSeq lists its product as uncharacterized. Gene Ontology annotation, molecular function: oxidoreductase activity. The record is from RefSeq and is a predicted model, not a curated record. The transcript has a single exon. Lineage: Eukaryota; Metazoa; Arthropoda; Insecta; Diptera; Drosophilidae. The coding region runs from base 76 to 879 and encodes 267 amino acids.